Messenger RNA from Triplophysa dalaica, 3591 nucleotides. It is a transcript of the gene insyn2ab, whose product is annotated as inhibitory synaptic factor 2Ab. The record is from RefSeq and is a predicted model, not a curated record. The transcript has 4 exons. Gene Ontology annotation, cellular component: postsynaptic density. The coding region runs from base 440 to 1798 and encodes 452 amino acids. Gene Ontology annotation, biological process: inhibitory postsynaptic potential. Lineage: Eukaryota; Metazoa; Chordata; Actinopteri; Cypriniformes; Nemacheilidae.
CGCGCAAACGCGUGUGUCUCCCUCAGUCAUGUGUUGAAAUCAAGAGGGGCACACCGAACCUAGCCGGAAUCUGAUCUCUUAAGCCCCUUGUGGUGGAUUUCAAUUUGACGCACUAAACGCAGUGGAGGUGCACGAUUGCGCGCUCGCACACACUCCCUGCCCGCUCCCGCAUGUGUGUGUGAGAGACUGCGUGCGCGUGUGCGCGCCUGAGCGUGUCUGCUCGCUGCAGCUCCGGCGUCGGGCAAACCUUCACUGCUGCACUUCAGCCAAUGUGGAACAGCGCGUCUGGCAAAGCUGCUGCAGCUGACCGGCUUCCAUGGCUCCCGUGUGCGCGCUCCUGAUGAGGGCACUGUUGAAGAAGCGGACAUGUCCCAUCGCCACGGGAGACUGACGGUCUCACUGCCUUCCUCUCCUCCGCUGAUGGUCCUUUUAGGGAGUUAUGGUCAGUAAGGAGGCAGGUCGGUGCACUCUGUCAAGCUCAGAGUCCGACUCGGAAUCCGGUGGUCCUUCGCUGGCAGGAGAUAGUGGGGGUCGCACGGACACGGUACGCAAGCGGAACAAAGCCCUGCAGGUGCGUUUCAAAGACAUCUGCGAGGCUCAAAAUGAGGCCGCCCAUCGAGAUGCACGGGAUCGUUCGGUUUCCUGCAAGGUCAUCCACAGACGGUACAUGACAAUGCCUGCACGCAGGUCCAUCCCCAACGUCACCAAAAGCACAGGUGUGCAGACCUCUCCGGACUUGAAGAAACGCUAUCAGACUUUUCCCUUUGAACGGAAAAAGGGUAACGUCAUCAAACACACCGCUCUGGUGGAAAACAACCCGGAUAAGAAUAACGGGUUUCUAGGUGGUGUGAAGGGUGGUGGGGAGCAGGUGAGGUGCGACGGAAGGGUGCAGCAGACCCGAGUGCUGCUCCAUAACACACCACAGUGCAGUACGGACUUAUGCGUAGAGCCGGACUGCUCCGAUGGAAAGCUCUGCCCCGAUCCGGCAUAUCAGGAUGGAGAUAAGGACACAGUUUUGGAUCAGUCGGACGCAAGGACUGGGGUUGGCAUCCCAGGGAGUGGGUCCCACUACAAAGGAUUAUCCAAAGGGAGAGAGGUUGAGGCGGGCCAGCAGUCCAACUGUGCCAAGGGUGCCUCCUCUACGGCAGAUCAACCUCUGCAGGUCAGAGGUGACUGUUCAAAGAUUUCCGGGCCUAUUGCGUGGACGUCUUUGACACAAGUGGAAUGCCUGGAGAGUCCCUCAGGAAGCUGCAAACGUAAAAAAGACGCUCCGCAGCUGAACGGCUUGCAAGCGCAGUCUCAGGCUUUGUCUCAUUCUGCCAGCUGUGCUUCCCAGGCCCACAUGCAGGCUCACUGUCACAGUACUCAGAACUUGGGUACCGCAGCGUCCCAGCAGGGCUCAGGGGGGCAGCUGAUUGCUCUCCCCGGGGCGGAUGGGAAUGUGAAAGCCAGGCUUCAAGCCAUGGAGGGUCUGAUCAGUUCCAGUCAAGAAACCAUCAAAGUGCUGUUGGGAGUGAUACAGGAGCUGGAAAGAGGAGAAGCACAGAGAGAGGGACUGUCAUAUCGAACUGGGCAAGAUACAGCCAACUGUGACACAUGUCGUAACAGUGCCUGCAUCAUAUACAGUGUGGAACUAGAUUUUAAACUUCAAGAGGAUAAAUUCCAGCCCUUAAUGAACAGACUGUGUCCUCUAGAAGAGCCGUCCUACCCCUCUCUGCCUUACACACAUGAGGUGUUUACCUCCACCCCCAAGCGCAAGUCCAAGAAACAUGCUCGCUGGAAACUCUGGUUCCUCUAAUGUACGGCAAGGAAUUUCUUUGAAUUUGGGAAUCCUGCCUUAUCAGACACAUCAGCGAGGAAUUGUGGCGAAUUGUGCUUUCCUAAAAGGAUAAAUAUGAGGAAACACUCACUGUUCUCCACUGUUUGGAACAUAGGCCAUGGGCACUAUUGAGCGAAUGGAUUUCAAAAAGGAAUAAUAAACUCUGAUAAACUCUAAGUUUGGGAACUGCUGACGUUCCUUGAUCUCACGUUUUCCAAAGGGAUUACACAUUUCUCCUUAGAUUUAGACAAGUUAGUAAGGUAAGAGAGCAGGGAUGCGGUAUGUUUGUGUAUGGCAUAAAUAUUCACGUAUGUUUAAGUCUCUAUCGUAUAUACAUUUAUCCCUUUUUUUUCUUUAGGGUCCCUGCAGAGGUGACACGAAAAAUCAAGGUUAAUGCUAGUUUGCCACAAAGAUACUUUGGAAGUAUCACAUCAAAUCAGCAAAGCACAAACUUUUGAGAAUUAUAAAGUAGAUUUGAUACCUGAGAUACCAAUACAGCUCUCUCUUUCUUCCUGCUUUCCCAGAUGUCUCCCUUACGGCCAUUUCUUCAAUUUUAUGUAGAGAGGGUUUAAAUGAAAAUUGAUUAUCAUUCUAUGACAGAAUAAAUCAGUUUAUUCCUAGCGAGUGAAUGCAGAAUUAUUUGACUGCAUGCACUAAUAAUCUAUGACUUUGUAGAAAUAUUUUUCUUGGAAAAUGUUGGGGAUGCACAAUUAGUUUGUCAGAAUUGGUUAGGAUGUAAAUGUAUGAAUGAAAAUUGGUUUACCUAGUUUGUGUCCUCGGAAAAGGAAAAAGCAAGGAAAAGAGAAAAAACGUUAAUUUAUGAAAAUACUAGCUGUGAUUGUCUUUAUUAUGAAGAUUUAUGUAUCAAAUAAUAUUCCACAAGCAUUUCUGUAAAACCAUUUUCUGUGACAACAGAGGUAUUUUUACAAGCUCACGGUGGGAAUUUAAGUGGAGCGAUUCAAUUCUGAAAUGUUUUAGUGAAUACAACAUUGUAUUUACAACCCGGUUGUGAAACCUACAAAUUCCAGCUCAAUUUUUCAUAAAGUUUAUUGUUUGGACUCAUACAGUAGAAAUGUUUAAUAAUAUGACUGUUUUGUCUGUAGAAUUGGACCACUCUGGUUAAACAGAAUGUGUUUAUUGCAGUGUUAUGCGGAAGACAUAAAACACAAGAAGAAAUAGGUCUAGACUAUAACUUACAACACACACCACUCUGUUCAUCUUGUCUUUUACUCAAUUAAAUUGUCAAUAUGAUGGCAGUCAAUCACUGAAAUCUUGUGCUUGUUUCCCCUCCUAAAGUAGUUAAAUGAUCACAACGACACAACAGUUGGGGAGUUUAAUAAUGCAGGUAACAUACAGAGGGCUAUGUAUAUUCAAAAUGUGCUUAGAAUUUAUUUAGCUUUUAACAGUCUUUGUAUUAGAUAUUCAGAAAUCAGCUUUCCUCAGUACACUCACUUUUACAACAGUGCCAAACACUGUAUUUAGCUAGUAUUCCAAGAAACUUCAUACUUUAAACUAAAGGUUAUUUUAAUAUCUAUAUAUUAUAUAAAUAAAUAAUAAUCUGUUUAAUUAAAAAAUACUUGGUCACCUCACAAUAUUGGUUCUAAUUCAAAGGUUUUGUUUAAUCGGAACACAUCUGAAUACAACUUAUUCUUGUAGCAUAAACACAGAUGCAUCGUUAUAUCUUGAGAAAGUGCAAUUGAUUUAUAUUGUGCAAUAUUACAUUUUAUACCGUUUCUAUCCACAGUGCAUUUCAAAUAAAGAAACAGAUGCAA